AUUUUCCUUCAAAGAUAGCAGUAUGAAUAAGUCAACCGUACGGUGACAUCGCACAAAGUGAAAAAUUUGAACUUUUUAAUACAGUGCAAUAUAUAAAUGUAUAUAGCAUUCUUUAUUAUUUAACAACGUAUAUAAUUAUUUAAUAGUCAUUGGUUUGUUUAAUAACUAAGAAUGGAAUUCAAAGAGGAACCAACAGUGAAAAUAGAAAUGGAAACGUUAAAUAUAGAGAACGAAAAUUUAAAUUCUGCUGCUCUCAGCGACGAUUCUCUGCGAAUAGCUAAAUGUUGGCGUUGUCACGAAGGUAUAAGUAUAGACAAAGGAAAACUCAUACGUCUGUGUUUAUGUAGUGAUGUUUUACAAUUUGUGCAUGUUAAGUGUUUAGAGAAGUCGGUAAACGUUAGAAGUAUCUAUCACUGCAGAAUUUGUGAUGUUUCUUUGCCAUUAAGACGAGAAAAUAAACCACCAAUAAAGUGGUGCACAAAUACAACUACUUCAAACAUGCUAAAAUGUUGCUGUGUUUCUAGUUUUAAAAUGCUUAUUUUGAUACUAUUGAAGAUUGGUUUAAUUAUUAUAAUUAAAUAUUUAAUUGAAUACCUUAUUGUAGCAAAGAUUGGAAAAUUUAUACCAGUUUUAAUUAUUGUUAUCCUUCUUUUUGGUCUACUUCUACUUCCACUUGCUAACGAAUAUCGCAUAAUGCGGAAAUGUAUUAUAAGCAUGCGUGAAAGUUGUCAAAGAUGGUAUGAUAGUAAUCAAGAAAUGAAAUUGGAGUCAAUUUCAUAUCAGCGUUUGAUUGCGGGUGAAGAAACAGUAUAAAAUAAUUUUAUCAUUAUAUUUUCAUGCUAUAACAUAAUUAUAAAUACUAUGACUAUACUAUGAACUAUAAAUGUAAAAAAAUAAUUGCAUUUAUAAUUUUACAUUUUGACUACAUUUUGAGUAAUUUUAAAAUAAAAUUUAAAUUUAGAAUCUGGAUAUUUUCAGAAUGCACUAUUAUUUGCAGAAU
Camponotus floridanus (Florida carpenter ant) is the source of this 1000-nucleotide messenger RNA. RefSeq names its product E3 ubiquitin-protein ligase MARCH2-like. Gene Ontology annotation, molecular function: zinc ion binding; ubiquitin-protein transferase activity. Gene Ontology annotation, biological process: protein ubiquitination. Lineage: Eukaryota; Metazoa; Arthropoda; Insecta; Hymenoptera; Formicidae. The transcript is spliced from 4 exons. The record is from RefSeq and is a predicted model, not a curated record. The coding region runs from base 172 to 813 and encodes 213 amino acids.